AUGGACCGUUCGCCGGGGCGUCCCGUCCGCUACAUACCGCGGCGCUCGGGUAACUCUAACUCAGAUGACCAGAAUGAGAACACUGUACGCGUCUGGGUCGGCAACAUCCCACCUUCGGUAAACUUUUCGUCGUUAAUAUCGGCUCUGCGGGAGUGCGAACUACCCACGUGGACACAUGUGUUACUGAGGAAGGGCGCCCAUCGGAAUUUCGCGUUUAUUUCCUUCACCAAUCAUGAGGAUGCCACAUUGUGCGCACAGAUUCUCCACCAUCGCCGCGUCUUCCCAGACUCUGACCUACCUCUGAAGGCGCAAUUGGAGACGCCUCGCGAUGGUGGCGAUUUAUCAUCCACCACUGCCAAUUCAGAUGACUUAAAGGUCACAUAUGGCGGCAACCGCCAAAGAUCGGGCUACAGACGCAACAUGACCAGUACAACUCACGUGUACGAAAUGUUGCAGGACGCAGACGAGUCGACGCUGUGGCACGUCUACAAAAACGAGGACGGCAUCCCGUACUACUACAAUCACAUCACGGGUUGCACGCAGUGGGAGAGUCCGGUUCCACCGUUGGUCGCGGUUGCGAACUCGGUGAACGAGCGUACCCGUGGGGUGUCUCCGGACGGCGCAAAUUUGUUUAUUUUCCACAUCCCGCCGUGCUGGACGGACAAAGAUCUUGCUAUGCACUUCACUCCUUUCGGCAACGUUGUUUCAGCCAGGGUGCAGAAAGACGGGAAUGGACACAACGCAGGUUGGUGUUUGCUUGCUCUUAUGUCUGCACUGUUCGCCGACACUGCUGACUGGCAUUCAGGUUUCGGCUUCGUUAGUUACGACAACUGCCAAAGUGCAGCUGCGGCGCUACGCUUAAUGAAGGGCUACGCCACUAACUCUAAAUUUUUAAAGGUCGAGUACAAGAUUAAGGACAGCCCACGCAGCUAA
Babesia bigemina is the source of this 933-nucleotide messenger RNA. Its product is annotated as -CUGBP Elav-like family member 1. The record is from RefSeq and is a predicted model, not a curated record. Gene Ontology annotation, molecular function: mRNA binding; protein binding. Gene Ontology annotation, cellular component: cytoplasm; nucleus; ribonucleoprotein complex. The coding region runs from base 1 to 933 and encodes 310 amino acids. Lineage: Eukaryota; Apicomplexa; Aconoidasida; Piroplasmida; Babesiidae. The transcript has 2 exons.